Messenger RNA from Penaeus vannamei (Pacific white shrimp), 2730 nucleotides. Its product is annotated as 26S proteasome non-ATPase regulatory subunit 5. Lineage: Eukaryota; Metazoa; Arthropoda; Malacostraca; Decapoda; Penaeidae. Gene Ontology annotation, cellular component: cytosol. The record is from RefSeq and is a predicted model, not a curated record. Gene Ontology annotation, biological process: proteasome assembly.
GUUUGCUUACAAAAAUGGAAGGCAACAUGAAUAAGGUUAUGAGUUUACUGAGCGAAUUAUCGCUCUCAGACGAGCCAAAGAAACACUUGAUAGAACUUAAAACAACUCUCAUAACACUCACAGCACCAAGAAUAAAGGAGCUGCCGUCAAACCUAAAUCUCAACGUUCUGUUUGACAGUUUUAAUAGCUCAGACAGUGAGCAAGUAGAAUUGACAGUGGACAUUUUGACUCACUUUACUCCCUUUGUGAGUCCAGUCCUGUUACGUGGGUUGGCACACCCACAUGAAAAAGUUCGAACUUUGGUGCUCAAAGAGAUCCAGCUUUGCUCAGACACCGACAUGGGUGUCAUGUCAGUUAUAUCCGACGCUCCUCUCUUGUUGGGCAUUGUGAGUAGCCUGGGAGACUCGUCCCUUGGAGUGGUCAAAGUUGCCAGCGAUACCCUGCUGACUGUUUGCAGGCAGGCAGAAGGAAUUAGGGCAGUAUUUUCAAGUGAAUCCGUGUCGAUCAUGCAAACAGUCAUGGCAAAAUCAGAUUCAUGCAGAUUCAAUGUGUAUGAUAUGUUGGUUCAAGUGUGCUUGCUGGGAGACUUGGCAAUGAGCACAGUCUCCAACUCAGGGCUCCUGGACCGACUAACAGCUGAGGUCACAACAGGAGACGUGUUGACACAGCUCAAUGCACUGGAACUCCUCACCACCCUGGUUGUGUCAAGGGAUGGCAUGGCCCUCUUGCACCGUGCAGGGGUUGUUGCCAAGCUGCAAUACCUCCUUUCCCUGGCUGAGAAUGACCCAAUGGCUGCUCUGCUCAUGCCUGGUUUGAUCAAGUUCUUUGGGAAUAUGGGACACACCCAGCCCCGCAGGAUGGUUGAAGAGUAUGGUUCUGUCAUGGUGAUGAUUCUCCGACUCGCGGCUGGAACUCUGGAUCUUGGAGACCCCACAUUCCAGUUGGUGGCCAUUGAAACAGUGGUGCACAUUGGCAGUUCUCCGGAAGGGAUACUGGCUCUGGCAAAGUUCAAGACUGAGAUGGACGAAGUGCUAGACAUCAUUGGGACUAAAAUGCGUACAGCUCCUACAGAUCAGCGAGUUAGAAUACUUGAAGCACUGGCACAGCUCUUCACAGUGGAGCAGGAGUAUCAGUCAGAGGAAGUGGUGGGUACACUGGAGCUGUGGUGGCCAGGUGUGGCAGGAGUCAACUUGGAGAAACUAAUGGCAGUGGCACGACAGCCAUUUGCCGACCUACACUGUGCAGCUCUUAAGGUUCUCAAGGCUUUGGCUUACAUGGCCUGGGGGCAGAAACUCAUUCGUUCAGAACCAGGACUUGUUGAAUACAUCCUGAACCGAGCAACAGAAAAUGAGAGCACAGGUAAGGUAAUGAAGUGGGAGAUAGUCAAGACCCUUGUUCUCAGCAGCACAGCUUCCUCUAUCUUCGAUGAGUUCCAGAUGGAGCAGCUGAAUAAGUAUUAUCGCCAGGGAGUGUUCUACGUGGAGACACAAGUGGAGGUGGCCAUGGAGGGAGAGAACUGAUGUGUCUUAAGGGUGUAUUAUGGUGCCAGAGAAGGGGACACGUACAAAAUGGAUCAUUGUGAUUAGAGGAGUUCCUUGUGUAUGCAUUAGAUGAAUUCUACAUAUGAUGUCAGCACGUAGUUUUUCCCCAUUUUCUAUGUGUUCAUUCUUCCCCCUUCUCUGGGUCUCAGUAUACAUUUGCUUUCAUUUUAGAAAUGUAUAUUUUGCUCAUUUGUGUAAAUAUGAAAUCAAAGUUGUUUUCUCUGGAUGAUGAGAGUGAUUUACCAAACAUACAAAGACUAGACAUGUUUUUCCUUCUUUAUUUUCAUCUUAUCUUCAUUUCAGUUGUAAUAAAAACUGAUUUGGCUUAUUCAGGAUUUCCAUUCCCAGUGGGUGAUUACUUUUUCUUUUCUUUUUUCCUUCUUAUAUGAAACAUUCAAAGUGUUCAUGAACCAGCAAGGAAUUUUUCUAAGACAGAAAAAAAUAAAACAAGGAUAUAAAACAACAAAGAUAAGGAGAGAGUGGCCUUUUUGUAAUGAAUUCAUAAUCCCAGCUGAAAGAAUUUUAUACAUAGGGAUUGGUAGGUAUGAAUUAGCAAUGUUUGUAAAUAGUUUAUGAUAGAUUAUAAUACCAAAGGAGUAUUAAGCUUGCAACUAUAUUUUUUACCUAAUUAAUGAUGAAAAUGUAUCAGCAGGAAGAGAAAACAUUUAGCUAGCUAAGUGAACCCAGACUUUGUUUAAAGAUAAGCAAAUAUAAAGGUUGGACAUAAAGAAACAGGUGAAAUUAUUGUCAAAUAUAAUACCAAAGGAGUAUUGUCUCUUAGCUGUGAUUUCUACCUAAAAUCAUCAAUGAAAAAUUAUAAAGCAGAAAGGAGACUUACAGAAUCUCAGGAUCUACUUCUGUAAAGCAUUUUACUCACUAUUUGGUGGGACUAGCGAUAAAGCAGUCAGGUUGAAAAGUUGUUUUGUUGGAGAUUGUUAUGGGCUUAUCAAACCAGUGAAAAUGUAUAAAUUCACAAGUUGUCAAGUCAUUUUGUUGUUGAUAAACAGUGGAAUGUUUAUGGAUGUUUACAAAUUCACUUAAUAUCAUUUGGGAGUAUACUGAAAUUGUUUAUCUAUACAUAUUUGUAUAGGAUACUGUAAUUUCACAAUGAAGCACAUUUAAUGAAAAGAUUCUGUGAUAAGAGUAAUGUAGUCAUCUGAUUUUUAUAAUAAAAGUUUGAGGCUGUGCA